AUGAUUUUCAUUUACAACUUACAGCUUGGGAAGCAGCCGACCCUCAACUCUCAGCUACAACACGAGUGUUUUGCGGGUAGUAGCCCUCCCCAGCCCAACUCUCAGCUGCAGCAUGAGUAUUGUGUGGGUAGUAGCCCUCCCCAGCCCAACUCUCAGCUGCAGCAUGAGUAUUGUGCGGGUAGUAGCCCUCCCCAGCCCAACUCUCAGCUGCAGCAUGAGUAUUGUGUGGGUAGUAGCCCUCCCCAGCCCAACUCUCAGCUGCAGCAUGAGUAUUGUGCGGGUAGUAGCCCUCCCCAGCCCAACUCUCAGCUGCAGCAUGAGUAUUGUGCGGGUAGUAGCCCUCCCCAGCCCAACUCUCAGCUGCAGCAUGAGUAUUGUGUGGGUAGUAGCCCUCCCCAGCCCAACUCUCAGCUGCAGCAUGAGUAUUGUGCGGGUAGUAGCCCUCCCCAGCCCAACUCUCAGCUGCAGCAUGAGUAUUGUGUGGGUAGUAGCCCUCCCCAGCCCAACUCUCAGCUGCAGCAUGAGUAUUGUGCGGGUAGUAGCCCUCCCCAGCCCAACUCUCAGCUGCAGCAUGAGUAUUGUGCGGGUAGUAGCCCUCCCCAGCCCAACUCUCAGCUGCAGCAUGAGUAUUGUGCGGGUAGUAGCCCUCCCCAGCCCAACUCUCAGCUGCAGCAUGAGUAUUGUGUGGGUAGUAGCCCUCCCCAGCCCAACUCUCAGCUGCAGCAUGAGUAUUGUGCGGGUAGUAGCCCUCCCCUGCCCAACUCUCAGCUGCAGCAUGAGUAUUGUGCGGGUAGUAGCCCUCCCCAGCCCAACUCUCAGCUGCAGCAUGAGUAUUGUGCGGGUAGUAGCCCUCCCCAGCCCAACUCUCAGCUGCAGCAUGAGUAUUGUGCGGGUAGUAGCCCUCCCCAGCCCAACUCUCAGCUGCAGCAUGAGUAUUGUGUGGGUAGUAGCCCUCCCCAGCCCAACUCUCAGCUGCAGAAUGAGUGUUUUGCGGGUAGUAGCCCUCCCCAGCCCAACUCUCAGCUGCAGCAUGAGUAUUGUGCGGGUAGUAGCCCUCCCCAGCCCAACUCUCAGCUGCAGCAUGAGUAUUGUGUGGGUAGUAACUCUCCCCAGCCCAACUCUCAGCUGCAGCAUGAGUAUUGUGUUGGUAGUAGCCCUCCCCAGCCCAACUCUCAGCUGCAGCAUGAGUAUUGUGCGGGUAGUAGCCCUCCCCAGCCCAACUCUCAUCUGCAGGAUGAGUAUUGUGUGGGUAGUAGCCCUCCCCAGCCCAACUCUCAGCUGCAGCAUGAGUAUUGUGUGGGUAGUAGCCCUCCCCAGCCCAACUCUCAGCUGCAGCAUGAGUAUUGUGUGGGUAGUAGCCCUCCCCAGCCCAACUCUCAGCUGCAGCAUGAGUAUUGUGUGGGUAGUAGCCCUCCCCAGCCCAACUCUCAGCUGCAGCAUGAGUAUUGUGCGGGUAGUAGCCCUCCCCAGCCCAACUCUCAGCUGCAGCAUGAGUGUUUUGCGGGUAGUAGCCCUCCCCAGCCCAACUCUCUGCUGCAGCACAAGUAUUGUGUGGGUAGUAGCCCUCCCCAGCCCAACUCUCAGCUGCAGCAUGAGUAUUGUGCGGGUAGUAGCCCUCCCCAGCCCAACUCUCAGCUGCAGCAUGAGUAUUGUGCGGGUAGUAGCCCUCCCCUGCCCAACUCUCAGCUGCAGCAUGAGUGUUUUGCGGGUAGUAGCCCUCCCCAGCCCAACUCUCUGCUGCAGCAUGAGUAUUGUGCGGGUAGUAGCCCUCCCCAGCCCAACUCUCAGCUGCAGCAUGAGUAUUGUGCGGGUAGUAGCCCUCCCCAGCCCAACUCUCAGCUGCAGCAUGAGUGUUUUGCGGGUAGUAACCCUCCCCAGCCCAACUCUCAGCUGCAGCAUGAGUAUUGUGUGGGUAGUAGCCCUCCCCAGCCCAACUCUCAGCUGCAGCAUGAGUAUUGUGCGGGUAGUAGCCCUCCCCAGCCCAACUCUCAGCUGCAGCAUGAGUAUUGUGUGGGUAGUAGCCCUCCCCUGCCCAACUCUCAGCUGCAGCAUGAGUAUUGUGUGGGUAGUAGCCCUCCCCAGCCCAACUCUCAGCUGCAGCAUGAGUAUUGUGUGGGUAGUAGCCCUCCCCAGCCCAACUCUCAGCUGCAGCAUGAGUGUUUUGCAGGUAGUAGCCCUCCCCAGCCCAACUCUCAGCUGCAGCAUGAGUAUUGUGUGGGUAGUAGCCCUCCCCUGCCCAACUCUCAGCUGCAGCAUGAGUAUUGUGUGGGUAGUAGCCCUCCUCAGCCCAACUCUCAGCUGCAGCAUGAGUAUUGUGUGGGUAGUAGCCCUCCCCAGCCCAACUCUCAGCUGCAGCAUGAGUAUUGUGUGGGUAGUAGCCCUCCCCAGCCCAACUCUCAGCUGCAGCAUGAGUAUUGUGUGGGUAGUAGCCCUCCCCAGCCCAACUCUCAGCUGCAGCAUGAGUAUUGUGCGGGUAGUAGCCCUCCCCAGCCCAACUCUCAGCUGCAGCAUGAGUGUUUUGCGGGUAGUAGCCCUCCCCAGCCCAACUCUCUGCUGCAGCACAAGUAUUGUGUGGGUAGUAGCCCUCCCCUGCCCAACUCUCAGCUGCAGCAUGAGUGUUUUGCGGGUAGUAGCCCUCCCCAGCCCAACUCUCUGCUGCAGCAUGAGUAUUGUGCGGGUAGUAGCCCUCCCCAGCCCAACUCUCAGCUGCAGCAUGAGUAUUGUGCGGGUAGUAGCCCUCCCCAGCCCAACUCUCAGCUGCAGCAUGAGUGUUUUGCGGGUAGUAACCCUCCCCAGCCCAACUCUCAGCUGCAGCAUGAGUAUUGUGUGGGUAGUAGCCCUCCCAGCCCAACUCUCAGCUGCAGCAUGAGUAUUGUGCGGGUAGUAGCCCUCCCCAGCCCAACUCUCAGCUGCAGCAUGAGUAUUGUGUGGGUAGUAGCCCUCCCCUGCCCAACUCUCAGCUGCAGCAUGAGUAUUGUGUGGGUAGUAGCCCUCCCCAGCCCAACUCUCAGCUGCAGCAUGAGUAUUGUGUGGGUAGUAGCCCUCCCCAGCCCAACUCUCAGCUGCAGCAUGAGUGUUUUGCAGGUAGUAGCCCUCCCCAGCCCAACUCUCAGCUGCAGCAUGAGUAUUGUGUGGGUAGUAGCCCUCCCCUGCCCAACUCUCAGCUGCAGCAUGAGUAUUGUGUGGGUAGUAGCCCUCCUCAGCCCAACUCUCAGCUGCAGCAUGAGUAUUGUGUGGGUAGUAGCCCUCCCCAGCCCAACUCUCAGCUGCAGCAUGAUGAUUGUGUGGGUAGUAGCCCUCCUCAGCCCAACUCUCAGCUGCAGCAUGAGUAUUGUGUGGGUAGUAGCCCUCCCCAGCCCAACUCUCAGCUGCAGCAUGAGUAUUGUGCAGGUAGUAGCCCUCCCCAGCCCAACUCUCAGCUGCAGCAUGAGUGUUUUGCGGGUAGUAGCCCUCCCCAGCCCAACUCUCAGCUGCAGCAUGAGUAUUGUGCGGGUAGUAGCCCUCCCCUGCCCAACUCUCAGCUGCAGCAUGAGUAGUAGCCCUCCCCAGCCCAACUCUCAGCUGCAGCAUGAGUGUUUUGCGGGUAGUAGCCCUCCCCAGCCCAACUCUGAGCUGCAGCAUGAGUAUUGUGUGGGUAGUAGCCCUCCCCAGCCCAACUCUCAGCUGCAGCAUGAGUGUUUUGCGGGUAGUAGCCCUCUCCAGCCCAACUCUCAGCUGCAGCAUGAGUGUUUUGCGGGUAGUAGCCCUCCCCUGCCCAACUCUGAGCUGCAGCAUGAGUAUUGUGUGGGUAGUAGCCCUCCCCAGCCCAACUCUCAGCUGCAGCAUGAGUGUUUUGCGGGUAGUAGCCCUCCCCAGCCCAACUCUCAGCUGCAGCAUGAGUAUUGUGCGGGUAGUAGCCUCCCCAGCCCAAACUCUCAGCUGCAGAAUGAGUAUUGUGCGGGUAGUAGCCCUCCCCAGCCCAACUCUCAGCUGCAGCAUGAGUGUUUUGCAGGUAGUAGCCCUCCCCAGCCCAACUCUCAGCUGCAGCAUGAGUAUUGUGCGGGUAUAGUAGCCCUCCCCAGCCCAACUCUCAGCUGCAGCAUGAGUGUUUUGCGGGUAGUAGCCCUCUCCAGCCCAACUCUCAGCUGCAGCAUGAGUAUUGUGCGGAUAGUAGCCCCUCCCCAGCCCAACUCUCAGCUGCAGCAUGAGUAUUGUGCGGGUAGUAGCCCUCCCCAGCCCAACUCUCAGCUGCAAGCAUGA
This is a messenger RNA of Bolinopsis microptera, 4239 nucleotides long. RefSeq names its product mucin-3B-like. The transcript has 4 exons. The coding region runs from base 1 to 4239 and encodes 1412 amino acids. NCBI's taxonomy places the organism in Eukaryota, Metazoa, Ctenophora, Tentaculata, Lobata, Bolinopsidae. The record is from RefSeq and is a predicted model, not a curated record.